AUGUCUGACGAUCUUCAAAAGCUAGCACUCAAACUAGGUCAAGAUGGCCCAGUAAAAAGUACUCCAGCCAUCCGCAUGAUCCAGCUCCUCCUCAACGGCAUCUACAUAAUCCGAACGACCAAAGCCAUCUUCGUGCAUGAGCAUGAAUACUAUCCACAACUCUACAUACCCCUCUCAGAAUUCACAUCCAAAGCCGCACAUCCAUCACUCAAAGUCUCCCAAGGGCAAAAAUACACCUCACCCACAGGCGAACUUCUCGCCACCCAGCUCAAGCUCCAAAUCGGGCCCAAAACCAUCAACAACGUCCUAGCCUUCGCCGCCGACUUAUCCGGCAACGCCGCCCAACUCUCCAAUCUCGUCAAAAUCGACUUUGACUCCAUCGACAAAUGGUUCGAAGAAGACACGCAAAUCUACAUCCACCCCAAAGAUCCCUUUAAACGUGUUGACAUCCUCCAAUCUUCUCGCCAUAUCCGCGUGAGGGUUGGCGGGAAAAUCGUAGCUGACUCCCAGUCUUGCAUGCAUCUCUACGAGACGGGUCUACCGUGUCGAUAUUACUUACCCUUGACAUCGAUAGAUGCGAGUGUCUUGAGACCUAGUCAAACAAAGACGGGAUGUCCGUACAAAGGCGAGGCGGAGUAUUAUCAUGUCAAUGUGGAUGGAAAGGUUUAUGAGGAUGUUGUGUGGUAUUAUACGCGGCCUUUGCUCGAGAGUAUAAAGAUUGAAGGUCUUUGCUGUUUCUACAACGAGAAAGUGGAAAUUGAAUUGAACGGCCAAAUCCUCGACUCGCCAGAGACGCCGUUCAGCAAUCGUAAGCCGAAUGAUAAACCCAGCUUUCUGUGA
Ramularia collo-cygni is the source of this 840-nucleotide messenger RNA. RefSeq lists its product as uncharacterized. The coding region runs from base 1 to 840 and encodes 279 amino acids. The transcript is spliced from 3 exons. NCBI's taxonomy places the organism in Eukaryota, Fungi, Ascomycota, Dothideomycetes, Mycosphaerellales, Mycosphaerellaceae. The record is from RefSeq and is a predicted model, not a curated record.